This is a messenger RNA of Aplysia californica (California sea hare), 5090 nucleotides long. RefSeq lists its product as uncharacterized. NCBI's taxonomy places the organism in Eukaryota, Metazoa, Mollusca, Gastropoda, Aplysiida, Aplysiidae. The transcript is spliced from 4 exons. The record is from RefSeq and is a predicted model, not a curated record. Gene Ontology annotation, molecular function: protein binding. Bases 516 to 4079 code for a protein of 1187 amino acids.
UAGGUGGGUCUAUGACGUACGUUUCAGGAGUGGACGGAAAGGGAGAAGGCUUUGGCAUUGGAGUAACACUAGGUGGAUCUAUACCGUGUCAGGAGUGAAGAUGACGACCAAAGGGUGAGAUGUUGACAGCUCUUCACAACUCACAAACGUCUUCCACAGCCAAUACUGACAUGGGUCGCAACCCUCCCAACCCGUGGGGCUAUCUCCUCGGUGUGGAUGUUUUACAUAUAUGACGUGACAAAGUAAUGUCCGCGAGCGAAUAACGUCCAUAAUUAUUAUAAAUAACAAAACGACAAUAAUAAUAAUAAUAAUAAUAAUAAUAAUAAUAAUAAUAAUAAUAAUAAUAAUAAUAAUAAUAAUAAUAAUAAUAAUAAUAACAUUAGUAUAGCACAUCUCCCCGCUCUACGAGAAGCUCUAUGAGCUUUCCAAUCAAUAGAUUAUCGAGAGACGUAGAAUAGACGCACACCUUGGAGCCCCCGGGUAUUCAUAAAAGCUGAUCAAAAGAAAAAGUAAAAAUGGGCGGUUCUACUUUCGUUCCUUCGUCCACCACAAUUACGCUGCUUCUGCUGUGCGUGUCUCUGUCGUGUCUGGUCAAACUGACCCAAGCAGACGAGUCGCCCGAGUGCCCUCGACCCUGCCAGUGUCACGGAGAGGCUGACCUCGAGGUCAACUGCUCCGGGAAGGUCAUCGCCUCGCCGCCCGCGACCUCCGGUUCGACCUUGACCCUCGACCUCUCUCACAACGCGCUGGGCCCCAUCAUCAACGCCAGCUUUCCGCGCAUGGCCAACCUGACCUCGCUCGACCUCGCCCACAACGGGCUCACACUCCUGCUGGGCUGCACCCUCACCGGGAUGCUGCAACUGCGCACGCUCAGUCUCCAUGGCAACCGGCUGACGUCACUUCCCGACGCCAUCUUCGCCGACACUUCCGGGUUGGAGGUGCUAGAUCUCAGCGGAAACGCCUUUAGAGAGUUGCCAGACGCCCCGCUGAGGUUCCUGGGGUCGCUCAAAUACCUGGACCUGUCCCGUAACCUCCUCAUUGACCUUCACCUCGGGCCACGCUUUCAGGUCCUCCGACUGCUGGAGCAACUAGACCUGUCCCACAACGCCUUCCCCUCGGUCCAGGAAGACGCCUUCCAGUACUGUACGGGAUGGGAACCCGGGAUCCGCCGCUCACUCAGGCUGGCCAACUGCAGCAUCGACCUGAUCGAGGAGGGCGCCUUCCAGAAGAUUCCCCACCUCUUCGCUCUGGAGCUGUCCGGGAACGAGAACAUUUCCCUGAGUAAUCUGACAUCGGCGGUGAGAGAGCUGGAGACCAAGGGUCUGGAGAGGCUUUCGUUGGCGGGGAACAACAUAUCUACGCUGGUGCCUUUCUUUGAUCAGGUGACCCGACUGUCCCUCAAGUCCCUCAACGUGUCCCACAACAACAUCCAGUCAAUACCGGCCGGCGUCUUCUCCAACGUGCGCAGUCUCCGGCGACUGGACCUCAGCCACAACCAGCUGACCGCCCUGGACCCAGGCUUCUCCGACCUAGAGAAUCUCCGCCUUCUCAACGUCUCCCACAACCAGUUGGAAAGUUUCCAGAGAGGGCCCGCCUCCAAUCUGGGCAAGCUCCGCGUGCUGGACGCCUCUUUCAACCGGCUUAGGGGAGGUAGCUCUGUCCACUUCUCUCCCCUUGUCCGACUGAGGCAUCUUGACGUCAGCAACAAUUUAAUGGCGUCUGUGGCGUUGCCAAGCAACACGACGUUUCUGAACUUCCUUGACUACCAUGCCAACGCUGUAACGGAGUUCAAAGGGCUCGAAGAUGCCAACAAUCUGGAGUUUUUCGACAUGAGCGACAACGAUUUGGAGAAAGUCCACCCGUUUCUUUUCAAACACGCGCGUCUUCUGAAACUCGCCAAUUUCAGCAGGAACAGCAUAACCAACUUGGACCCCCGAGCCUUCUUGCCGCAGUCACCGCUCACGGUUGACCUUUCUCACAACUUCCUUACCCAAAUACACUUCUCCAAUUGGGUGGCCACGCAGAGGCUCUCGCUGAACCACAACGAGCUGCACACAAUCGACAUACAGGCGUUUUACGGCAUGACGGGCCUGCAGUUCUUAGACCUGUCCAAGAACAAGUUGAGCAGCCUUCACGAGGACCUGCUGCAGUACAUGACGGCGCUCACACAUCUCAACCUGUCCCACAACUCGCUGACCGACAGCCAAUGGUUCUCCGUCUUCCGGCACCUCGAGAAACUGGACACUCUAGACCUGGGCUCCAACAAUAUUUCUUCCCUCACCGACGACAUGUUCCUGCCGCUGCCUAAACUCCGCGCCCUCUCGUUGGCCAGCAACGCUCUAGAGGUCAUCUUUCCCAAGACAUUCCGUGACCUGGAGAAUCUGGCGGAGCUUGACCUGUCCAAAAAUCCCUGGUCGUGCACGUGCGAUCUGCUAGCGUUCCGAGACUGGACCCAACGCGAGAGCGCGCCAAUCGUGAACCUCCACGCAGACAACUCGAGUCUGUACGCGUGCCACUCCCCGCCCCGCCGGUCCGGCGUUCACGUGAGUGACUGGGGCACUGACCAGCUGGAGUGUGACCAAUCGCUGCUCUACCUGGUCAUUUUCGGGUCAGUCGGUGCUUUUCUCAUCAUCGCCGGAGUGGGGUCCACGAUUGCCUACCGCUUGUGUAAACGUUGGAGGAAGAAGAGGAGGGAAAGGAAACGACUGGAGAUGUUGGAGGGAGGGAAGAAGAAGAAGAGGGGGAGGAGGAAGAAAAAGAUAGAUAAAGAAAUCGAGGACAAGGAGGACAGAGAAUUCCUCACGAGCGAGGAGAUCGCCGAGGAGAUCAAAGACGCUGUAGAGAGGCAAGAGUAUCUAGGUCAAAGGUUGUGGCGGAGAGAGAACGGGUAUGUGGCGUUCCCGGGGGAGACGAAGAGGUACCGAGAUCAGAGCAGGCUGGAGAGUAAACGGCGGUCAGAGAACAGGGAGCUGGAGGAACUGGCGGUCAAAGUUAGAGAGGACAACAGAGUCUAUGUUGAGGCUGAUGAUCUGGUAAUGCUAGAGAGAAAAGAGAAGGAUAGAGAAAGACGCGUGGAUGAACUUAACUACGACAAACUACGGAAAGACGAGAGGAACGCUGCGGAUCAAAGGAGGAGGAGCAGGGAGAGGGAUGAGGAGAGGAGAGACAGAAAGAGGGGAGAAGAGGAGAAGUCGGCGGGAAAGUCCAGACACGAGCGCGGAAAUGUCAAGGAAGGGGAGAGAGGAAGAGAUGGGGAGAGGGGAAGAGACGGGGAGAGAGGGAGAGACGGGGAGAGAGGGAGAGACAGAGAGAGGCACCGCCGCGACAGAGAAAGCAGAGAGUACGUGAGCGUGGAGGGGAGAGACGUGGAUCACAGAGAGCGCCCCCGGUCCCGGGACGACUUCCCGCAGCACGCCACGAGAGAGAGGCGCCUCAGACCGGAGUACAGCAGCAGCCGCCGGUACGUCUACAGCCAUGACCCCUGGUACAGGUCAAGGUCACCCCGGAGGUCAGGGCCGUACAUCAUCGCCUCCCCACAAGCCUUCCCGCCGGAGUUGGUCGACGUCUGGGAGCGGCCCAGGGGGUGGACGAUCCAGGGGUACGGCGGGCGGCGGCGGCCUUCCGAAGGCGGGCGAGAGGUCGAAGGUUACUUCACGCUUCCUGCAGGGGCGGGGCCAGGGGCGUGGCGGGAAGGAGAAAGAGUCCCGCGGCCCGCCCUAAGAGCCUCCGCCCACAACAUACAGGCAGAGAGGGCGCCCGCAGAGGUCCGGUUCCGGAACAGAAACGACAACGACGAUGAUGUUGACAGAGAGGAAGAGGGGGAGAUCGAUAGGGGGCGCUACUAUCGCCAACAGAGGAGUGCCGACGGAACCAGGAUGGAGGGCCGGAGAGAGAGGUCGGUGAGCUACCAGCACAUCCCAGGAGGCUCCACCCACGGGACGCCGCGGCCGACUCACGACGCGAGAGACAGAGCCCAGAGGCAGUACGAGCGCAUUGACCAACAGAGCCGCGACUCUCUACAGCAGAGGGCGGCCUCCCAGCCCUUCCUAGCCCAGGAGACCACCUCUGGUUGGUUAUAACGGACGUGGUGACGUCAAUAUAUCAUAUUAUCGUGCUAGACAAUUAAUUUGUACAGAGUUUGUAGAGCUACCCUUGAACUUUGUUGUUCCUUACCGACGUUUCCCCCCCUUCAUUGUAUCGAUACACACAUUUGUUUUUCACACGAUUUCUCACAUAGAAUAACACAAUACUAUCAUCAUCAUGGGACAUUUGGAAAGACGCUGCUGACGUUCUAUUAUUACUGCCAAUUUAUCUUAAAAUAGGCGCAAAGAAGCACAGUUCAUUUCAGGCUGGACCAAAGUAUGGUAUGACUGACUACAAGUCGAAUAAAUAAGGGAAUUCUAGAACUUUAGGUUUUUCUAGAACUUUAGUUUUUAGAGAACUGUUAAGGCGCUCUCCUCCCACUACAUUCAGUCCAAUUGAGACGGAGAUUUAGUCCAUGUAUCUCACCUUUUAAAUAACAUGGCAUGGUUUAUAGGGGCGUAAGAACCCACACAAUGCUCAAUUUUCUUUCUAAUCUUUUAGUUUUAUUUCUUUGCCUUCUGUUUCAACUGAACAAUUUUCUUAUUGAAGUACUCUUUAUGUUCUCAAAAGAAAUAGUAUUAGCUCAUACAGGCAUUACACAAACUGAACUUGAAGGGAACGAAGCUUUUAAGAAAAAUAUUAGCUAGGAUACACAAAAUAAUAUCAUCGUGUAUGUAAGACAGAAAGACAGAUGACCCACAAUAAUUCAAGGAAAGCUUUCCAAAGAAAAUACCACAUUUGAACUGUGAGACAGAACUUUGAGCACAGAAAAAUAAAUACCAAACGUUACUUUGAAACUUGUAACUUGUUACAGACAGACUUCCUCACACCGCGGCACUAUGGACUCGCCAGACCUAGAGCUGUUCUGACCAAUGGUAAAUAUGUAAUGUUAUCUCUUGUGUAGAGGAUCAAAAUAAAUGGACGCUAACAACAUUUAAGAAUUCCUAUUCUCUUCAUACCAAAGGCAUUCAAUGAUCAUUUCUAAUAAAGAUAAAAAGAAAAAAUAA